Messenger RNA from Mizuhopecten yessoensis (Yesso scallop), 7587 nucleotides. Its product is annotated as RNA-binding protein Musashi homolog 2-like. The record is from RefSeq and is a predicted model, not a curated record. Lineage: Eukaryota; Metazoa; Mollusca; Bivalvia; Pectinida; Pectinidae. The coding region runs from base 110 to 1675 and encodes 521 amino acids. Gene Ontology annotation, cellular component: cytoplasm. The transcript has 19 exons. Gene Ontology annotation, molecular function: RNA binding.
CCCACAAUAGCCCAAUGGUUGUAGUGUAGUGAACGUUGAGAAUCUUCCCCACGUGCAGUUCUCCAGUAUACGGUGUAGUGUUAGUAGUUAGCAUUAGACUUUUAGAAAUAUGAAGAUGGACCUCCAGGUUUCAAACACUACUAGCAAUGGUACCGAGGAUAUACCAAAUGAUCCCGGGAAAAUGUUCAUCGGUGGCCUCAGCUGGCAGACAACCGGGGAUUCGCUAAAGGAACACUUCGGGAAGUAUGGGGAAAUCAAGGAGGCUAUGGUUAUGAAGGACCCGACCACUAAACGAUCCAGGGGCUUUGGGUUUGUCACGUUUAGAGAGUCUGCCGCUGUAGAGAAAGUGCUCGCUAAUGGGCCUCACGAGCUGGACUCAAAAACGGUGGACCCCAAGGUAGCGUUUCCCAGAAAGGCUCAACCAAAGAUGGUUACCAGAACUAAGAAAAUCUUUGUUGGAGGGCUGUCUGCAGCUACCACAGUGGAAGAUGUCAAAAACUAUUUUGGUAGUUUUGGCAAGAUCGAGGAUGCAAUGCUUAUGUUUGACAAGACAACAAAUCGUCACAGAGGUUUUGGGUUCGUGACCUUUGAAUCUGAAGAUGUGGUGGACAAAGUGUGUGAUAUCCACUUCCAUGAGAUCAACAAGAAGAUGGUGGAGUGUAAAAAGGCCCAGCCGAAGGAGGUCAUGUUACCAACAAGCCUAGCUCGGGGUAGGGGCCUAGCAAGGGGCACGUUCAUGACGAAUGAAGAUGGCGAGAUUGUGUGGGAUUUAUCAAGCGAUAUUAUGAUGCCAGAGCUGUUGACCUCUCCCCAUCUUGGCGGUGUUCCUUUGACAGGCGGUAUGGAAGGUUUCCUGCCCCAUGGACUACACACUGCUGCCUAUCCCUAUGCUGGCCGUGGAUUUCCAGCUAUAGCCCCUGCUGGCUACUACUAUCCAGGACUUGGUACAGCGUAUAGUCCGUCCUCAAUGGUCUCGGCCGCUGCGGCACGCAGUGUGGUUGCGGCCGCAGCAGCCCGUGGCUCCGGGGUGCCGCGUGCGGGACGGAGCAUUUUAAGUCUCCCCUCUACUCCCGGGCUCCCUGGUUAUGCUGGGUACCUCCCCUCCGCCCCCUCCGCCCCAGGGGAGAGACACAUGUCUCCCAUCUAUGCCGACCUUGGUGCUGCGACGGCCAAUCAAUUGACCGCAGGCUUACAAAGGAGCGAACAUUCGCCGCUGCCAGUCAGCACGUCGCCUCUCCAUCGUGUUGGCGAUCAUAUACUUACUGCCCAGCGUGCUACAGACCACAAUGGACUGGUCAGUUUAAAUGGAAUGGAGAGUUUAAUGUGGAACCUGAGGGGUGAAAGGCUCUCCGGUGUAGGAGGAAAAGCAUUGACUAACCGAUGCAUACAAAUGCAUACCGACGGAAGGACACAACCCUACCAGGUCGUGGUCAAGUCCACCCAGUCCACACAAGCUGUGAUAAAUAACCUUGGCCAACAACAAGCCUUCCCCACUGCUACCUCUCCCGCCACCAGCAGUCGUGGUAUCCCGCUAGCUAACAGCCCCGGGCCAUGCGACCUGUACAGCCAGGAUGGUCUCAGCUAUAUUCAGGCCACCAGCCCCCAGCCAUCCAGCUUCGGCCACAACCUUGCUGGACAGCUGAUAGCUACCAAUUUCCAGAACGGUUACCAUUAAAAACCAAGAUGUAAUCAAUGCAGACCAAAUAAAAAAAGAAGAAGCUUUCUACCACAGACAUGGUUGGAGGAGGAGGCAUGGUUGACCUGUCCCAAGGGCGACGCUGUUACCAGCAGCUCCGUUUUAUGAGACCAUUUUUUAUAUCUCUAUCAUGAACUUUUUUGAGUUAAUGGAAGGUACACAGAUCAUGUCUAUAUUUUAUUUGAAUUGUCUUACAUUAUUUUUGUGUUCUAAAUUAUUCCAUGUUUACAUUUCAUCUCAAAGUUUUUGUGACAAGAUAAAUAGUGUUUAUCACCAACGCCUGUGCAUUUUACCGAAGGGCACUUUUUUCUGUUAAUUGUUAUUAAACGAUCACAUCGUAAUGAUAUGUAUACAUUUUAACACGCAUAUUUAUAUAUAUGAAAAUUUCAUUUUUUUUCUCUUUAUUUUUUGCCUUAUUAGAUUAGAAAAUUUUAGCUUCCAUCUAUUAAUGAUUUCGCCAUCUAUUGAUUAUUUCACCAACUGUGACCUUCCAAACCUCAUCUUGUACAUUAAUCUUGUGUCAGUUAUAUGUAUGAUUAUGUUUUGAGUUUUUAUUUGCUGAAUUUUGAGUCAUUUUUUCUUAUUUUUAAUUUGUUAAAACCAUGUGAUGGGGAAUGUACAUGGAAAAGACCAAUACCGCUGAUGGCUGGCGUGUCUGUACAUUACGCAGGAAAUUAGUAAUUUUGUUAUAAUUGUUUUUAACUUCUGCCUGCCUUUGUACCUUUAAGUUCAGAAGUUGUGUUCAUUAUGAAUUUUAACCAGCAAUAAGAGACUUUUAAGUUGAUCUACAGCAAGCAGAAUGUUUAAACCUGCCAUAUUCCAACAAAACCACGUUUUUAAUCUGACUUUUAGAUUUUUAGAAUUACGAUGGAGUGCUAAUUUUAGAGGUGGCCAUUUAAGGUUGUUCUAAAAUAUUAUUUUUUAAAGUACGCAAAAUGAUUUUGAAUAUAUGUUGAAUUAUUUUUAUAAUUUUUUUUAUUAAAAGAUUAACAGUUUAUUAAUGUAAUAUCUUAAGUUGAAGCUAGAUGUAAGAGGAAGUGAAGUAAGAACAUGUGACUAGAGCCGGUCGACGUUAGUUACAGAACACCAAGCUGUUCCGCUGUAGGCCGUGUCAUUAACUGAGAACAUUGGAGACAAACCUUGUUUUUUGGUUGUGCAGACUUUUAAUUUGAUGUGCCUGUGUGAAGUUUUCCCAGAUUGUGCAAAACUUUGUUAAUUAAAAUCUGUUAAGUUUAAGUAUGGAUAACGUAACCUGAAGUCAGGUGGAAACAAACUUGAUGUUUUACCGGACGUUCAGUCAGAUAGCAAUAACAAUUUUGUCUCUUUAAAUAUCAUGAUCCUGUGAUUGUAGUGGUGGUGGCCAUAGCAAUGGUUGCCGUGGUUACCAACAGAUAGAGCCGUUGUACCAUAAUACCUUCAGUAUUACUGAUUCAUACCUUAGUCAUGUAUGCUGGGGGAGGACUUAUUAUUUACUGUUCGAAUCAUAUAUACUGGGGGAGGUCUUAUUAUUUACUGUUAGAGCAUGUCAACCACAUGAAGGCCAUCUGUCUCCUAUUUCGGUACCCUGUUGGUAACUGGGCAGUUGCUAUGACUACAUCUGUUGUGUAGUUACCAGUAAUGUUAUGUAAGAGUCACACAUCACAGACAUGUUUAUAACAAGGUCGUAAUGGCAUGUUUUAUUUGUAAAAAUGAUGUACAUAGUCUGGUUUGAUAAAUUUUAUGGAUUUUUAAUAAUUCUUUUUUUGGUCAUGUAUGAAAAUUCAAAGUCAAUAUCUACGGUUAAUUUUGCAAGUUUUUAAAUAAUUAUCUGCUGUUGGGUUGAAUGAUAAAAUAACCCUAAUAUUUGCUUAAUUCAUUAUACAUCAACACGAAGAGUUCUUCCUCAUGAAAUUUGUAUGGCAUGUUUUUGAAAACCAGUUGAAAUGUAAAGCAAUAUCUUUUUAUAAAUCUCAUGGACCAUGUCCUCCACUGAUGACUGAGCUAGUCCGUAACAACACAUGGAUCAACUUUGGUGAGUUUUCAUGCAAAAAGUAAAAAUGUAUUGCCUCAAUUCAUUUGUUACAAGAUUUGAAGGAUUCUCAAAAGUGACUACCAGUAGUGUUUUGACGGCCUAGUAGGAAAGAAUUGGAUCAACAGAAAUAUGACGGCCUGUUCUGUAGGAAAGAACUGGAUUAACAGAAAUAUGACGGCCUGUUAUGUAGAAGAUGAAUAUGAUUCAUGAGAUGUAAUAUUGUACAGAGGUCAAUAGAAUGCAUGAUAAAAUUUAUAACUUAACAUCAGGUGGUACUUAAGAUAUUUUUGAAUUUAUUUCAAAUAUUUAUGUAUAUACUGCUGUUUUAUGCUGAAUUAUUUUGUGUCAUGAUAAUGAACUUUACAAAAAAACUCAAUACUUGUUGAUUAUGUAAAAAGAAAUUAAAGAAAAUAACCUGUUUUAUUAUCAAUAUUUGUUGUGUCAAUUACGAUUUAUGAUGCAAAAGUAUAUAAAAUAUGAAAAAAAUACAUAUAUAUGAAAAUAAAAUAAAAAGUAAAAGAAAGAGAAAUUGAAAAAAAAAAAAGAACCAAAAUAACAAAGUGUGUUAUUACAUAAGUUAAUUUUAUCAAAACCAAUACAGCUGUUUUACUAUCUCUCACCCCCAACUUGUGCGAGUAUUUGGUGUGAUUUUCGUGUGAGUAUUGUGGUUACGUGAGUGAUUGAACUGGUGUAAGUAAGUGGACUUUGUGGUUUGAGAUUUGUACCGUAAUUGACCCAGCAAACCUGUUGACCCAUUCAUUUCAUUUCGUGUUUAACCAUGUCAAGAGUUAUGUUCUCCAAUAUUGAUCACGCAAGCAUUUGAUGCAUAUUGUUAUACGCAUAAACUGAGGUUACCAUUUGGUGCUCGUCAUGAUGUAUUGAUGCUUUUUCUGCUUUAUCCAAAAAAAAAGAGGAAGCACUGCUGUCAUCCUAUCAAUGCAGUGUGCUGAUCAGGUGAAUUACGGUACAAAUCACUAGUAUUGUAUUUUACAGCCUGUCAAACAUCCUGGGCUUGUCACCUAAGUGUGACGUCAUAGUGACAACUGGAACCACAUACUUAUAACCAGCUAGUGGCAUGCUCCACCAGUUUACAUGUACAUAUGUUUUUAUAUACUUGAUUAUUUGUCAAGGAAAAAUGAUUUGUUUUAUUAUGAUGACGUUGAUAAAUUGUAAUAUUUAAUAAUAUCUUGUUGUAGUGGUAUACAUAAGAUCUUAUGAAGAUAUCGUAAGACUUAUAAGAUUGUGGCCCUUUCGGGGGGUAACUAUUUGUAGUAGUAUACAUAUAUACAUACAUACAUACUAUUAUUAAGAUAUUGUAAGAUUUAUAUUGGGACUCCUUUGGGGGUAACUGUUUGUACAGUGUCCUGUUGAUAUAUCACGAUGUUGAUUGAUUGCCAUCGGUUUUAGUCACAAAUGUUAAGGUAGUAAUACUGUAGUGAAUUAGUCUGUAAUUAAAUCAUCUUCAUUGUCAUUAUUGCUCCACACAGCUGUAACUGUCAUUAGCUUUUAUUACAUAGGCAACAGUGUCAUGGACAAAUAGGAAAGACCAUAAUACGAAGUACAUCUAUAAUUUUAAUUGGCCUAAAUACAAUUGGUUUUAUAAUAAUGAUCUUUCUAUAACCAUGAAAUCUAACUCAAGUAAACCAUUGAUCUGAAUUUGAAAAAAAAAUGAAUCGAUGACAAAUUAUUGCUGUAGAAUUUACCUGAUCUUCCUAUGUAGAUAGUAUGGAAUAGAGGAAAAGUUCUUCAUCUUUUGGCUGAAAGAGUUUUUAUUUUUUAUUUCUAGAUUUGAUUCGAGUUGAUAUGUUACCAUGACAGUGUUGCCAUGCUUUUAUUAAUUCUGUCCAUAUGUUUUGUUCACGGGAUAUUGACGACCCAGUUAGAAAUAAAUGUAGAUCUAUACAUUAAUCUGGAAAUGAUGCCAUAUUGCUGUUUAUGGUAAAAUCCUGCAUUGUCAUGUCAAGUUCGUAACAGAAAAAUACAAAUUUCAGGGUCCAAUCUUGUCUCAAAACGCAAGUCGUUUGUGAUUUGUGGAUUUUUUGUUUCUACUUUUUGUUCGAGUAUAGAAUAACAAGUUGUUAUAUAUUAUGUACAUUUCUGUUGCAUAUUGUGUAUUUUUCUCUAAAUGUAAUUUAAGACUUCCUCAUGUAAUUGCUGGACAAAUUGUGUUACCGCCCUCUGUAUAUAAGUGUAUUUAAACUCUCGACAUAUAUUGCUUGUAUGUAUGUACCUUAGAUGGGGUUCCCAUGGGUAAAGUCAUUCAAAGAUUUACAGGUUCACAGUUCUACGCGUUCAAUUACACCGCUGGUUUAGGAUUUCCUUAUUCCUCAUAAGGAUGGGUUCUCGCUGAUUUUAUGUAUCGGUAAGCGUUAUCAUAAUGAAUUUCUUGUAUUGCAUUAUAACGGGUAUAGAACAUACAAAAAAGUGAUGUAAUGAUAACGGGUAUAUAACAUACAAAAAAGGGAUGUAAUGAAAUAAUCACAUUGCGUUUUGAUAUGCUUCAAAUUCUCAUCCUGGCAGGUUGCAGGCUAACCAGGGCCCCAUGGUUUCUUUGCCUGAUAUAGAGAAGUCUAUUUUUAGGUUUCAGGAUGGUCGAUGACUACAUGACUAUGUUUGAAAGUAUAUUUUUUCUUGUACCUGCACUUAUCCUAAAAUUUACAUUGAUAAAUAUUCAGGGUUAUUAAAUACUGGGAAAAUAACCCAUAAAGAUUUAUGAUAUUGAAACGGUGAAAUAUUAUCAGAUUUUAGCGGGAACCCAUCUUUUCAUUAAGAUGAAAAAUGCAGAUAAAAUAUUUUGUUUUGUUUUAUAGAGUUGAAAUAAUAUCAUUUAAUAACAUAUGAAGUGAUGACAUUUAAUAAAGAGAAGCUUUUUACCAAAACCAUUGACCAAAUUUUGAUCUAUGAAGAAAACCCUGUGGUGAGCCCCAUAGAUCUUCUGGCAGGUGAUAUCAACGCUGGAGUGGGGAGCUAUUGGUUGUAUAGUAGUGUGUACAUGUGUAGUGGGUAGCAUCAACCACAUUCCUUCUGUUGCUCUCGAAACCAGCAGUCUGAAAUUUUGGAAGGGUUAGAUGAAAUAUGUAUUUGUAUAUAUAUUUACAUAGAUAUAUCGGUGAUAGCUUCCUUUCCAGACCUUCAGGGUGAUGUUUUUAAAGGAUAGUCUAAAUUUCAGCUGAAGUACCUUUGGUUGUAUUGGUUUCCAAGACUAUAUAGGUGCAUUAGAUUCCCAACCCCAAUGAUACUAUAUGAUUCCCGUCCUAAAUGGUUUUAUUGAAUUCCCAGCCCCUUUGAUUAUAUGGUAUUCCAAGUCUACAAUACAUGGUUGUGUUGAAUCCCCAUCCCCAAUGGUUGUAAUGGUUUCCAGACCCAAUGGUUGUAUUGGUUUCCAGCCCCAAUGGUAGUAUUGGUUUCCAGCCCCAAUGGUUGUAUUGGUUUCCAAGUCUAUAUGGUUGUAUUGGACUCCCAGCAUAUGGUUGUGUUAAGAUUCCCAGCUAUGGUUGUAUUAGAUUCCCAGCCUAUGAUUGUAUUAAAUCCCCAUCCCCAAAGGUUGUAUCGGUUUCCAAGCCUAAUUGGUUGUAUUAAAUCCCCAUCCCCAAAGGUUGUAUCGGUUAACAGCAUCAAUGGUUGUAUUGGUUUCCAAGUCUAUAUAUGCUUGUAUCAGAUUUCUAACCCUAUUAGUUUUAUUGGAUUCCCAGUUCCUUUGGUUGUGCAUUAUUUCCCCGUCUCUGUGAAUGUUUCAAAUUUUCAGACUCGUUGUUUGUUCAAAUGUCUGUUUAUAAUAUAUCUAUAUGUAACAGAAUGCUGAUUGUCUGGGAAGUAGGCCAGCUGGUAUAUAAAUGUUUGUAUAUAUAUAGAUAAAUAUGUAGGGAAGGAACAAAAAUCC